GAGUUGUUUAAUCUAAGGCAUUCUAGCUUACGCAACGUCGUAGAGCGCACGUUUAGAGUCCUUAAGAUGCGGUUUAAAGUGCUACGAGACACUAAUAGACCUACGUUUAAUACAGAUACUCAAGUUGCCUUAGUCUAUAGCCUUGUGUGUCUUUGUAACUUUAUACGUUAA
Molecule: messenger RNA, 171 nt
Organism: Pseudocercospora fijiensis CIRAD86
Lineage: Eukaryota; Fungi; Ascomycota; Dothideomycetes; Mycosphaerellales; Mycosphaerellaceae
Exons: 1
Source: RefSeq, a predicted model, not a curated record